GACACCAGUGUGUGCUUUGUGUUGAAAACAGCUCUCAGGGAAACAGAGAGAGGAGAUGAGGCGACACAGAGACGAAGCACAGGAAGCUAGAGCCAACAAAAAGCUCAAGGAUGACUCCAGAAUGGCCUAUGUGCAAACUAUCUUGCACAGUGUUCAGCUGAGAAAGACACCAACACUGCAGGAUUUACUCCAAGAAACGGAGACUAAAUUUGAAUUUCCACACUUGGAUAACAACAGCAGGUUCUCCAUGUCCUGCUGUGAUGUUUCCGUUGGAACCAGGGAAAGUCUUUCACCAGGCCCCGCCCAACCUCCAAAGAUUUCCACAACAUACAGUGCCUUUUUUCCUUCAGGUAUGCCGCCUCAGCAAAGUUUCCAGGAAAAACACCUUGCUGAGAGACGGGACAGCCAACAAGGAUUACAGCCAUGUUCCUUUAAUACUGCAAGCCACCACUCACUAUCCUCAGGUUAUGUCACUUGUGAGAAUCAAGAAAAUGCCACAGCUGAUUCUGUCCGGACGAUUGGCGUCUGGACGACAGAAGAAACAAACAACAAUGGUGGCUUUUUCCUUCACAGCACCUCAAACACAAUUGCCAAGAUGCCUGAUAUUAUCAGCCAUCCUCCCAUAGAUGGAGAGGAGCUAGAGAGGACUGGACUCGAGUCGUUCUUUUGCACAAACAUAAUGGGACCUAAAGAUCUGUGUAGCACCUCAUUUCACAUCGAUUCACUGAGAUGUGACCCUUUAAGAGCUGAACAGCCUGAAUUCAGUCGUCCGCACAGUCGGAACAAAGAGGUUGACAUUCCUUUUACAGCCCAGCUAAAUCCUGCUAGGAAUAGCAGCACAGAAACGAAUGACGGAUCACUUGCUUUGUCAGAAAAAAACAGCCUGUCAGACGAUGCAGAUUUACAGCAGUCGCUAAAUCUGACAGAAGUCAUCCAUGUUCAGAAACCUCCCGGCAAAGCAGAGGCAGAACCUGCAGACAUUGAGAUUGAAGUCGCUGACUUAAAGCAACCCAAGGAGUCUCGUCCUCUUAGCCUCCAGGCUUUGCUGAAGAAGUCUCAGGAGUAUCGGCGGCGCCAGCGGAUGCUGAGGAACCAAGCCAGAAACACUAAAAUGCACCAGGAGAGAAUUCAGGAGAAGCCAAAAGGGCGAGUGGAGGAGCCGAGUCUUUCUGACAAGGAGAACGAGGAGUUACAUCACAAGGGCGCUGUGACGGUAGAGGGAAAAAAGACUAAGGAGGGAAGAGGCACUCUUGUCUGGUCAGAGGAAACCUUGCCUCAGCAACUCUGGAAAACAAACAGGAUUGAGUGUGAAGGUGUAGCAGAAGAUGGGAAAGCAAUGGAACGCCUCAGCAUUGAAGAAGAGACAUUCUUAAAAAACAAGCUGAACAGUUCUCAAGACGUCACAGCGACACCAAAACAGGUCGGUGUUUUGAUUCAGCAGCAGGAGUCUUUGUUGAAAACCUCCCUCAUCCAAGGAACGUUUUAUGAGCCACCUUGUCUGCCGUCUUUUCAUGGAGGAGUUGAGAAGUACCGUUCUGUUCCAGUCCCAAGCUUCUGUCUGAGUCCCGCUCCCUGCAAAAAUAAAACAGAAGAUGCAGCAAGAACACCAGAACCCAAAUCAGAUUCCAGUUCUGACUUUAACGACGUCAGCGUUAAGGACAUAAACCUCGAUUGCCAACAGAGCCCAACGGAGGUUCCUUCUGGGAAUGUCAUCGUUGGAGACGAUGCCACAAGCGUGUUCGCCAAAGGUUCGCUGCACAUCGAUCAGCUCGAGUCCAACCUGUGCAGUCUGAAGGUGCUGAUCUCAGAUCUGGAGUCCACAGUCAAAGAGAACUUGGACGAUCGCCGGGACCCUGACUGCAGCGUGCAAAGUGAUGAUAACCUUGAGAGCAGCAAGGACCAUGAGCAAAUCGAAAACGCUUCCUUCUGCUGUUUGAAGGACACACAGGAUGCUGAUGAUGACAAUGAAGUAGAUGACUUAAGGCAAAGACAAUCAUUUUUUCAGUUUAAGAACACGGAUAAAGAUGUGGGACCUAAUCCAAGGUCAAGUCUCAGGGAUGUUUCCCUACAGAACGGCUUUGAGAUCAAUAAACUAGGCCAACAUAGUCAGGUCCGAGCCUCAAUAAAAGAAAACAGAAAUGAGAUGAGUCCAGAAGGAGGAUGCAAUAGUAAAACACAGUGUGGUGUCCAACUCCCUUCUAAAAAUACAAUGUCCAUAGCGCAGCAGAUGCGAAUACCCAGUAUUUUCCGAAAUGUUGCCUGCAAAAACGUCUUUGCGGCUCACCUUUCACAUCUUAAGGAAAAAGUAGCUGCUGGCGCUGAGGGCUCCGCCCCCUCACAGUCUCUUAAUCGGUCGUAUGACGUGGACACACCGUCAGACCUUUGGUUGCAGGAAGGAUCAGGAUCCGACCUCUGCUCACAGCGUAGCUACAGUCAGACAAAGGGUCUGACUCCAGAGAGUGGUGGUGAGGAUCAGUUGGGGGUGUGUAAGGUCAAACGGAGACUGCUCAUGCAUGUGACCGAGGGGACCGUGGAGAUGAAUGAAGAAGGGUGGCGAGCAGUGGACUCUGUGGUCAGACCAAACUCCUGCACUCCUACAGCUGGGGUGUAUUUGUCUGAAGGCUGCAGCUUUCAGAAACAAGAGACACUGAAAAGUAAACAAGAGCGACUGAAACAGAUCCAUGCAGCUCAAGUCCGAGCCCUGCAAGAGGAGCACAGGAAGCAGCAGGAGGAACUCCUACAGGUGUUGGCAACACGUUACCGUCUCCUGCAGGACGCGUCUCCCUGCUCUCGACUUGGGGACGCGUUGACCUUCUCCAGCCUCCCUCAGCCUCUGAGCCCGCUCUCGCGGCGCUGCCGCCCCCUGGUGGCUGCAGCCGUAAAAGGCUUUCUAACUCGCAGGCUUCUGAGGACAGAGAGAAUUGCGCAGCUGGUGCGCACCAUCAGGGACACGCAGCAGUUCCUGCAAGCCUUCCAGCAGCAGAGCGCCAGCAGAGGGGAUCGCUGUAGUAGGCAAGAUGUAUUAUUGCAAGAGAGAGUCGCUCUGCAGCUGCGCGCCGCCCGUUACGAGGUUUACGACAUAUUCUUCAGUCUGUCAGCCGGAGAGCAGAUGCAGCUGAUCAGAUGGGACAGAGAGCUGGCCAGAGAGAGGCAGCUCAGACGGCAGAACGGACAUGCCGAAAGGAAGAGUUCUCUGUCUGCUGCGACGCAGAAAUCUCUGGAGAGAAAGAGAGAAAGGAUGAUUCAGAAAAAGGCUGCAGAAUGUCACAGGGGGGCUCCGGCGCAGACCGGCCCGAAGUCUGGAUUCUCCGUCGAGAAACCACAGGAGACGAAACGGGGACAGUUUAAAGCAACUCCUCAAAGGGUUCCCAAAAGCGUUUGCUUGUCUAGACCUCGAUGAUACUUUUCUAAUUGGCCCCAGUGAGAACUCCUCUUGCAAUGUCCUCAGCCAACUGAAUAAAUGCUAGAUAAGAAACCUUUUAGAUGUGAAAUCUAAAUGGAUGUUGUAGCUGACCGACCCCAGGAGACACCCAGGAGAUUUAGAGAUGCUGUUUCAGGGAAAACUAAUUAUUUAUCUAAUCUGCUUCUUUUAUUGCUCAGAGUUUUCAGUAGAGGAAUCGUAGCUCAUCAGAACAGAAUAUUCUCAAGAGUUGAAAACAAACGCCGCCGGCGGUUUGGCUCCUAAUUCAUGGCUCACUUGGACUCCACACAUCUUUAGGGGUAUUCAGUCCCCUGACGUGCAUUUUUACUCAGUUUUGGAGCUAGUGAUUGCACCUAUACUAAAAAAAACAAAAACAAAUAAAUGAUGUUUUUUGUGCCUUCCAACAAAGUCAAGCAAAGUAUGGAGGGCCAAAAGUGUUAAAAAUUAUUACAUUUUUUUUUUAUGUCUGUACAUAUAUCCAUAUUUGAAGUGUUAAAUGCAGAUUUGUGUAUAAUUAUUUCACUUUUUGUCUUUCAUGGUUCCAUUGCUGCAGUGUCAUAAUUUUAAACUGUUUAAUUCCUUUUUUUAAAACAAACUUUGAUAACUGAAAAAAAUAUCUGCAAGACAAGUCAAUCAGCUUGACUGGAGCAGUGUUAAUCCCCCUUAACAGAUGUGCUGCACAUGUGGGACCAUUAUUUAUAGAAUGACAUUUAAUCGAAUUUGAAUUACUUGUGUCACAUUUCAAUAGUCUAUUUUAAAUUAUUUUUUAGCACUAUUGGCCUUCCUUAGUAUUCCCACAGUUUGGCUGUUUUGACUUUUGCUUAUUCUGUUCUCAGACAUACCCAAAUGUCACUGUCACAUUUUAGACUUGGAUGUUUUUCAUGCUUGGAAGCAUUUGUUGCCUUACAGUUUGUACCAUUUUAUAAUUAUAGAUUUGCCAUAAUAUGUGUAGACUUUGGCUUUUGUACAUUCUUGAGUACAAAGGCUCAGUAUGUUUGGUAUUUAUUUGUUUAUAUUUGAUAAUAAAGGUUUCUUAUUGUUUUAUUUUUCUGAAAAUACAGGAUUAUAUUGAUAGCUUUCAUAAUUACAUUCAGAUCUGCAGAGAUGCAUCAAAAAUUCAGAUGACAAGAUGGGAGUGGCAUCUAUUCCAGAAAUUUUUGUUGUAGUGGGUAAAAGGGUGAGUGAUGUACCAUAUGUCACUUAAA
This is a messenger RNA of Gambusia affinis (western mosquitofish), 4626 nucleotides long. RefSeq lists its product as uncharacterized. Bases 56 to 3400 code for a protein of 1114 amino acids. Gene Ontology annotation, biological process: centriole replication; regulation of cytokinesis; centrosome duplication. Gene Ontology annotation, cellular component: centriole. The record is from RefSeq and is a predicted model, not a curated record. The transcript is spliced from 9 exons. NCBI's taxonomy places the organism in Eukaryota, Metazoa, Chordata, Actinopteri, Cyprinodontiformes, Poeciliidae.